Molecule: messenger RNA, 1059 nt
Organism: Oryzias latipes (Japanese medaka)
Lineage: Eukaryota; Metazoa; Chordata; Actinopteri; Beloniformes; Adrianichthyidae
Product: troponin I, fast skeletal muscle
Biological process (GO): cardiac muscle contraction; skeletal muscle contraction
Cellular component (GO): troponin complex
Source: RefSeq, a predicted model, not a curated record
UGCCUCUGAGGCCCUCCUCCUCGACUUUUCGUCUCAGUGUAGGUGAGACCAGUUUCCCUUUCCUCCACCUCCUGCUCUCCAUGCGUCUGUGCAGCUGUUGGAUGGAUGCAGAACAGCUUCUGAGUGGAGUCUGGAGCUUUUGAAGAAGAAGAAGACCAGUCAGUGCAGCUCAGACAAGAUGAUGCUUUGAUUUCUCUGAAGAUUAGUCAUUUAUUGAGGCUGUGAAGAACAGAAACCGUCAACAUGUCUGAGAAAAAGAUGACUUCAAGCCGCAGGCACCACCUGAAGAGUUUGGUUCUUCAGGUUGCCGCCAAUUGGCUUGAACAGGAGAAAAAGGAACUUGUGGCCGCCAAGGAGGCUUACAUGUCUGAGAAUUGUCCUGCUCCUGACAUGAGUGGAGACCAAGCUGCCCUCAUGGAAACCUGCAAAAAGCUGUACGCUCUCAUUGACAAGAUUGAUGAAGACAGGUAUGACCUGGAGGCCAAAGUGGGAAAGGCCGAUAAAGAGAUCCAAGACCUGAAGAUCAAGGUUGUUGACCUUCAGGGAGUGAAGAAGCCCGCCCUGAAGAAGGUGCGCAUGUCAGCCGACGCCAUGCUGAAGGCCCUGCUGGGCUCCAAACACACGGUCAACAUGGAUCUGAGAGCCAACCUCAAGCAGGUCAAGAAGGAGGUCAAAGAGGAGCCCACAGAGGCAGUCGGCGACUGGCGUAAGAACAUUGAGGACAAGGCUGACAGGAAGAAGAUGUUUGAGACCUCCUAAAGAACUAAACUGAAGCUCUGCAGCCGUGCUGGGCUGCUGCCGCUGCUUGUUUUGUUUUUUUGUUUUUUGAACUUCUGGAAUUUGUCAUUGAAUUGAAAUACAUUUGUUUCAUGAAGUCAGAAUUAAUGGUGGGAGCAGCUGUAGCUCAGAGGGGCUGAGUUCAAUCAGAAGGUUGGUAGUUUGAUCCCAAGCCUCCACAUGCUGAAGAUCCUAAAGGGCAUGUUGUCCUUGAUGUGGUCUUCUUUUGUAAGUGGGUUGGGAUGAAAGUAUAAGCAACGUGAAUAAAUGUGAUGGUUCAGA